Messenger RNA from Stegostoma tigrinum, 7107 nucleotides. It is a transcript of the gene rims4, whose product is annotated as regulating synaptic membrane exocytosis 4. The transcript is spliced from 6 exons. Gene Ontology annotation, biological process: regulation of synaptic plasticity; positive regulation of synaptic transmission; calcium ion-regulated exocytosis of neurotransmitter. Lineage: Eukaryota; Metazoa; Chordata; Chondrichthyes; Orectolobiformes; Stegostomatidae. Gene Ontology annotation, cellular component: presynaptic membrane; cytoskeleton of presynaptic active zone. Gene Ontology annotation, molecular function: small GTPase binding; transmembrane transporter binding. The record is from RefSeq and is a predicted model, not a curated record. Bases 274 to 1017 code for a protein of 247 amino acids.
GAGAGACAGUGUUUGACAGAGAGACAGAGCUGGGGAACACCGAGAGAGACAGAGUCAGCCCUUUGUAACGGCUGCGGUUUCCUGGUAGUGCCUGGAUCGUCCAAACCUGCCAAGACGCCGCGUGCAGUACUGCGAGUGAAAAAUGCGCCUCCGAGAGCGCCGAAAGCAGCGCCCAGCUCCGACCUGGCCCCAGGCGCAUUUCCCAUCGAGAGGUCACAGAGUCGGAUCAGCCUGUCCGCUUCUUUCGAAGCGCUGGCUAUCUACUUUCCGUGUAUGAACUCCUUCGAUGAGGACGAUGCUGAUGGUGAUGGCCGUAAACUACGAGGUGCAAUCCAGCGCAGCACGGAGACAGGACUUGCUGUGGAGAUGCCAAGCAGGACUGUUCGCCAAGCCAGCCAUGAGUCCAUUGAAGAAAGCAUGAAUAGCUAUGGCUCUGAAGGGAACUUGAACUAUAGCGGAGUUUGCCUGGCAUCUGAUGGGCUCUUCAGGGAUUUCCUGGAUGGAAUGGGUCCAGCACAGUUUGUGGGUCGUCAGACACUGGCCACACCAUCGAUGGGUGAUGUGGAAAUUGGGAUUUUGGAGAGGAACGGACAGCUCGAGGUGGAGGUGAUUCAAGCUCGUGGCCUCACCCCGAAACCAGGCACAAAGUCUCCUCCAGCUGCUUACAUUAAACUCUACCUGUUGGAGAAUGGAACGUGUGUGGCGAAAAAGAAAACGAAGAUGGCUCGGAAAUCUCUGGAUCCCCUGUAUCAGCAAAUCCUGAUCUUCACUGAGAAUCCACAGGGAAAGAUCCUACAGGUGAUUGUGUGGGGUAACUAUGGCCGGAUGGAUCGCAAAUACUUCAUGGGGGUGGCUCAAGUGCUGCUGGAGGAGUUGGAUCUUUCGAGUGCAGCAGUUGGAUGGUACAAGCUCUUUCCCACCUGCUCCAUGGUGGACCCACCCCUGGCUCCUCUCCUGCGUAACGCCUCACAGCUUUCCCUGGAGAGCACAGUGGGACCCUGCUGCGACCGGUCAUAACAGCGGUGGAACCUUUCUCAUUCUUUAUUUAGUGCCGAGCUUUCGGGCUGUGCGGGGGGCCCCCUAGAGGGAGGUGGGUGUCCUUCCACAAGAUGCAUGUUUGACUCGGUCAUUCCACCUUGGGAGCCUCUUUUGGCCAAAGGGUGAUUGAGUCCCUGGCAAUAGCAUCAAAGAGGGGAGGAGGUAAAUAUGGCACCUUUGUGUCUGGCACUGUCCCUGUGAAGGAUGGUGGUAGUUUCAUUGUUUCAUGUGGCCGUUGUCUAAAUCCACAACGUUUUUUUUUAAAAAAGUAGACUUAAUUACUUCACCAUCUAGUCAAUGUGCCAAGUGGAUUUCUCCAACCACAGUUUACAAUCCUACUGAUAGUUCCUUAGACUUUUACAGUGGCAGGCAAAGCCACAACCAUUUGAAAGGCCCACCUCUUUAGAAUGCAAGCAAUGUGCUUUGACAGCUUUGGAAAGUGAGGUUGUUAUAGUGUGGAUAGGCCACUGCAGACUCUGAGCCUUUUCUGUGCUGAAUGAGUCGACGACCACCAAAAUUAAAAAUGGAAAGCUGGUUUUAAAACUUGACGCCUAUUUAUGAGCUCCACUCAUCAACGUAGUUUGGAGAUGUUGAUAGCUGUAGAACAAACGGGAUGUCUUAGGUCUUUAGUUCGAGAGAAAAUCUAUUAUGCCUGAGAACUGGAAGACCAAUUUCCCUGGCGAGUUCUUUAUGAACACAACGCUGGGUCGAGGUUGUACUUUAGUUAUGUUACCACAUGCUUCCCACAUACUCUAUAUAAACAGUUUGCUAUCAUUAGAGUCUACAUCAAUAAAUAUUUUAAAUGUAGUUCUCAGUGCUGCUUUAAUUUAUUACACCAAUUAUUGCACUGUUUUUUUGAGAAAAAAAAUCAAUGAAUAGCAGUACUAUUUUUGGCAAUAAUUGUCUCGCAAGGUGUGGAAUAUUGUGUCAACAUUCAAUGUCGUUCAUGGAUUAGGAUCAGUUUAAUGGAUGUGAAUUAGGAGCAGCAGUUUAUUUGAAGAAAGAUUGUGAGAGGAUGUGAAGAGAGUUUGCACACGAUGGAGUUGGGAAAGCAGCGCAAGGAUGUGUAUUGAAUAUUUUGUAAAAUAACUCCAAUUCUAUUUAAUUAAAAAUAAUUUGAAACUUUUAAGACAUUCUCCAUGUAUCAAGAGAGGAUGCAAUAGUUGUAGGUUGCAGCAUGCAAGCAUAGUAUUUUAGACUAAGAAUUUUGGAUUUAGCAUGGAGCAAGUGUGUUCAGAACUGUACCAGCUUUGUCCUAAUAAAUGAAAACAAAUGGUUGGCAAGCUGAAGUUGGGAGGGAGAUCUUCAGUUUAAUUGAAGAAUUCUCAUGAUAACUUCUCUUCGUAUUCCAAAUUAAAUCUUGCUUUUAAUCUAUCAGAAAAAAAUCGAUGUUUAAUCACAAUCUUCAGCCUUUAAAUCACUGGCUAUUCUUAAACUCUCAAUCAGUUUUUUUUAUUGCUGCCUAUUAAAUUAAACCUAGUUCUAAAUGCAUCAAAUCAGCACUUUCUUUGUGUGGUUUCCAAAUACACUAGAUUGAGUUGGAAUAAUUGCCCGUAUUAAAAUAGGAAAACCCAAAAUUAAUUUUUGUUAACUUAUGAUACAGAAGGAUUUGUCAAUGACAUUGUAAGGAAUUAAUUCCUUCAAAGCACUAAAUUAAGAACAGAAUUAUCACAGACCAUUCCCUUCCAACUAGCACUGACUUUUUUAAUUGAUGGAACAGUUCUGUUUCACACAACUGUAGUUAUGUAGUUACAAUCCCUACUAUCAUGUUAUUCUUUAUUAGAAAAGAAAUUCUUCAUAUUUAACCCAGAUUUUCUACCUUAGAAUAAUCAUACAGCAACUUUUGGAAGAAAAUUGGCAUUUUUUUUAAUGGUACUGGAAGAUAAGGUUGUGACAUCUUCUAGGCUUAUUGAUAAAGAGACUUAGUGAAGGAAAUCUCAUGUUUACUGGUUGCUGUUACAAUAGGUUUAAGUAUUAACCAUUAGAUUAACUUGAUGAGGAGUUAGUUCUCUGCAUGCUUGGGUGUUAAAGCUGUGGUGACUUGAAAGUCAAAACGCGUUUCUAAAUUCUGACACAACUACUUCUACACUAGUCAGUAGUUACUAAAACCUGUAGAUACAGCAGAUGUAGCAGCUUAGGAACAGGCUGUACUCAGCCACAUAGCAAUUCAAUAUGUUGGAAAAUAUGAGAAAAUGUAUUGAAAAAGUAGCCUUAUUGUAGACAUUAGUAAUAAAUAAGAAGAACAGGGUUCAAAAUUACUGCAAAACUACAAGCAGUUUUGAGUUAUAACUAUAGAACAAUUGAUAAUGUGAGCAUACAGAAACAAAACUCCUAUCUAGGUGAUUAUUAUUAUGGAUACAUUUUCCUUGAUUGCUUUAAUCUAUGAAAGCCUGCUAGUGGUUUAAUUUAAUAUAUGUAUAAAACUAACUUUGAACUUUUAAAACUGUUUUAAACCUUUAGAGUUGUGCACUGUAAGGACCUUUCUCGAGUGAGCUGUGUUGCACUUGGUUAUGGAGCUCUCUCAUCAGAGAAGGUUAGAGAAUGACUUUUGUUGCUAUGUUUAUCCUGAUAAUCAUUCCGAUUUGUAAAAAUGCACAUUUAUCCAAGAGAGGUGGAUGUCGCUGGCUGGCCCAGCAUUUAUUGCCUAUCCACAAUUGCCCUUGAGAGGGUGGUGAUGAGCUGCUUGCUUGAAACACUGUAGACCGUGUGCUGGUAGAUAAACCCAUAAUGUAAUCAGGGAAUGCUGAAAUGUUGACGGGUGACAGUGAAGGAACGGCGUUAUAUUUCCCAGUCAGGAUGGUGAGUGGCUUGGAGGGGAGCGUGCAGGUGGUGGUGUUCCCAUGUAUUUGUUACCCUUGUCCUUCUAGAUGGAAGUGAUAAUUGGUUCAGAAGAUACCGUCUAAGGAACCUUGGUCAGAUUCUGUAGUGCAUCUUACAGAUUGUACACAUUGCAGUGUGUUUUUUGUUUUGCAAGGAUAUGUUAUUCAUAAAAAUAUCUUUGUAUACACGCAUAGUCACUGAAGCAGUUCGGUUCUGUGCAGUAGUAUGUGAAGAAACAAACAUUGGAGUUUGACUCAAUCCAGAAAACAAACCAAAGGCAUUUCUGACUUGUACAAAAUAUAUUUACAUACAUUCGAAGCAUCGGGAGGGUCCGAUAACUGAACAGACCCCCAUUUAACUUUGGCAGAAAGAUGUUAGUCGGUGGUCUUUCCCCACUGCACCUUGGCAGCAGCUGCUCCCACAGCUUUAGUGCAUCCCUCAGCAUGUAGUCCUGCAGCUUGGAAUGUGCCAGUCUGCAGCACUCAGCCAGGGGCAGCUCCUUGUUUAGGAAGGCAGACCAAAGAGUGUCUUCCACGGAGUUGAUGGUCCUCCAGGUGCUGUCAGUGUUUGUCUCAAUGUGCGUCCCAGGGAACAGGCCAUAGAGCACAGAGUGCCGCAUCACAGAGCUGCUAGAGAUGAACCUUGACAAAAAUCACUGCAUCUCUCCCCAGGCUUUCUUCACAAAGGCACAUUCCAGCAGGAGGUGUGUGUAACAGUCUCUACGCCCCUGUAGCCACUUUGAGGGCAGUGUGUCGUGGUGCAGACUGAUGAGCGUACAUGAACAGUCUCACAGGUAGUGCCCUAAACACUACACUUAGAGAGUUGGUGGUGAAAGGAGCGAUUGUUGAAUGUGGUCGAUCUGGUGCCAAUCUUGUGGGUUGCUUUGUCCUGAAUGGUGUCACACUUCUUAAAUAUUAUUACUGCAUGUUAAAUCAGAAAAUUUGUUUCAAAAGACAUUUCGUUCCAUAUAAGGUUUGGGAGAAUAAUUAGAAAGUCUCACAUGCCUAGUGCUUUACUAUGUGUUCAAAGCAGUGGUGAGUGUGAGAGCACUGGCAGCAAAUGCUAAGCAUGACAUAAUAUAUCUUUAAUGUAAGGUAUAUUUUUAUGAAUAAAGUACGCUUUCAAAAUAAAAAAAAACACUGCAGUGUGUACGAUCUACAUGAUGCACUACAGAAUCUGAGCAAGGCUCCUUAGAUGGUAUCUUCCAAAGCUUUAAGUGUAAGGUAUUACAAUUAAGAGAGGAAAAUUGGGUGCGCAGUAUUGCAUACAGAGUACAGACCUCACUGUCUUGCCUUCAGUUUUUCAUUUUAAAAGCCUUUAGUAUGAUAAAACUUAGCAGCGGAAGCAGAUUGAGUCUGCUCUGCCAUUGACUGAGAUCUGUCCAACUAAUGCUGUCUUAAAAAGUGGACAAUGUCCACUCCGAAAAGGGAGAUGAAAAAUAGGUUGUUUAAAAUGUUAUUAAAGUGUUAUGUACAUGUUGCCAAAACAAAGAAUGCAAGAAUGCCAUUACCUACUCCCAAUUCCUCUGCCUCCACCACAUCUGCUCCUGAGAUGAGGCAUUCCACUCUCGAACAUCACAGAUGUCCUUGUUUAUCAAGGACCCGCAAUUUCCCCUCCACAGUGGUCAAAAACACCCUUGACCGCAUCUCUCAGAUUUCCCGCAACUCAUCUCUCACACCCCGUCCCCGCAAUAACAACCAAAAGAGAAUCCCCCUAGUCCUCAUGUACCACCCCACCAACCUCCGGAUCCAACGCAUCAUCCUCCGGCACUUCUGCCAUCUGCAAUCCGACCCCGCUAUCAAGGAAAUUUUUCCCUCCCCACCCUUAUCUGCCUUGUGGAGAGACCAAUCUUUCCACGACUCCUUUGUCCACUCCACACUCCCCACCAGCUGUUCACCACCGGCACUUUUCCCUGCAACCGCAGGAAGUGCUACACUUGCCCCCACACCUCCUCCCUCACCCCCAUCCCAGGCCCCAAGAAAACCUUCCACAUUAAACAGAUCUUCACCUGCACAUCUGCCAAUGUGGUAUACUGUAUCCGCUGUUUCCAAUGUGGCUUCCUCUACAUCGGUGAGACCAAGUGGAGGCUUGGAGACUGCUUUGCAGAACACCUCUGCUCGGAUCGUGACAAACGACUGCACUCCCAGUCGCGAACCACUUCAACUCCCCCUCCCACUCCUUGCAUGACAUGCCCAUCCUGGGCCUCGUCCAGUGCCACAACGAUGCCACCCGAAGGUUGCAGGAGCAGAAACUCAUAUUCCACUUGGGCACCCUGCAGCCCAAUGGUCUCAAUGUGGACUUCACAAGCUUCAAAAUCUCCCCUUCCCCCACCGCAUCCCAAAACCAGCCCAGCUUGUCCCUGCCUCCUUGACUGCCCGUCUUUUCUCCCAACUAUCCGUUCCUCCCACCUCACUGGACAACUCCCACCCUCAGCUCCUACCUACCAGUCUCAUCCCCACAUCCUUGACCUGUCCAUCUUCCCUUGACUGACCAACCUCCAUCCUAACUCCCCACCUACACUCACCUUUACUGGCUCCAUCCCUGCGUUCUUGACCUGUCCGUCUCCUCUCCACCUAUCUGCUCCUUUAUCUAUCUUCCAUCCACCUCCCCUCCUCUCUCUUUUUAUUUCAGAGUCCACUUCCCUUCCCCCAUUUCUGAAGAAGGGUCCAGACCCGAAACAUCAGCCUUCCUGCUCCUCUGAUGCUGCUUGGCUUGCAGUGCUCAUCCAGCUCUACGCCUUGUUAUCUCAGAUUCUCCAGCGUCAGCGUCCUGCUUGCCAAAUCGAAGCCUGUUUUCAGCAAUAUACACAUUCUGAAAUAGAGUCGUAAAGCUGUACAGCAAGGAAACAGGCCCGUCAGCCCAACUCAUUCAUGCUGACCAGGUUUCCUAAAUAAAUCUAAUCCCUUUUGCAAACAUUUGGCCCAUAUCCCUCUUAAACCCUUCCCUAUCAUAUACCCAUCCUGAUUCCUUUUUAAAUGAUAUAGUUGUACGAGUUUCUGUACUUGCUCUGGCUAUUCGUUCCAUACUUGCAAGUGAUUGUUUCCUAAUGGUUUUUCAAAGGCCCCAGCAGUUAUAGUACCCACUUAAUUUUAAACAUAAACGAAUGAAAGACCUUAAUAAUUGUUCUAACACGAAGCAGGAAAUAGGACCAGUGAAUACUUUUUUGUCUAUCACUUGUACACGUUUCACUUCAGAGCUUUGCAGUUUGGAAUUUCCUUUCUGGAACUGAAGUACUAUUUGGGGGAUGUG